CCUCCCGGCCCGCCGCGUGACGCCGGACGGAAGCCGGCGGAGGCCGCUCAGCGCGAGGACGCCGCCGUUGCCAAGGCGACGGAACGCUUCCUUAGUCACGGCGGCGGCGGCGGGGAGCAUGAAGGCGCCUCGGUGUCUGUGUGAGAUUUGUACCUGCGGGCGCCAUCGCUGCCCUCAUAAACCCACAAGGAUUUAUGGUAAUGGACAACAGCCGUGCCUCACAACAGAGUAUGUGGAAAAAUAUCCCAAGUACAGCAACAUCUCUCCUCCCCGGAGCCUUAAGCCGAAACAAGAGAACCAAGUGCAUCGUGGGAAAAUGGAAGGAAUGACAACAUUUAAAUCUGAUUAUUUACCAUAUGAUAUUGUGAAGCGUCCUUUUCAAAUACAAGACGAAUAUAAACCAAAGACGGGAAAGAUAGAACUGGGAACCACAUACCAGAAAGAUUAUAAUGUUCAUAAAAUACAACCAGUGACAUUAGUAAGACCUCUAGAGAGAAAACACACUACAGGAGGAAAACUGGAUACCAUACCAACCUAUCAAGAUGACUAUAGGUCAUGGGAAGUUCAAAGACGGGAAACUAGGAAGGUGGAGCAUAUAUACCACCCACCUACAGCAAAGUUUGGAAACACUACUACAUUUCAAGAUGACUUUGUUCCCAGGGAACUGAAUCCCAGACAAAGUUUUAAGCCUCCUUGUGCAGCCAAGCUUUCAGAUGUGCCUUUUGAUAGUACUACAAGCCAUCGCACUUCUUAUAUUGCUCAUCAACUGGAACCAAAAUUUAUAAGAGCAAAAGAAGAGUACAAGCCAAGCAACCAACCCUUUGAAGAUCUCACAACCCACCGGAAUGAUUUUAAAGGGCUACCUGGGGAGCUUGCAAAAAGCUGCAAGCCUGAAAAUGCAAAAGUUGAAUCCAAUGCUCAUUUUAAUGGAGUCACUGAAUUCCAGGACCGUUUUCAGCCGUGGCUGGUCUCCUUGCGUGAGGUCCGCAAAACACAAGAGUAUGUUCCACCCUCAGGCAACAUGGAUUUUAACUCCACAAGCCGUCUUGAUUAUGUUAAGCAUGAGAUUUCUCCUGCUAUCCCCAUAAGACCAGUUUCUAAUGAGAGAAGAACCAAUGCCCCUUUUCAAGGAAAUACUACUAUGAAAGAAGACUUUAAAGCUUGGGGCCACUGUCGGCAAGAGAUUACUAAGAAACAACAAGAAAUUCCAAAGCCCACAGGAAAAUUUUAUGAUUUGACUACAUUCAGAUCUCAUUACAUACCGCACCAGGUCAUUCCAGCUCAAAGUUUCAAACCUGCACAUGCUACAGUUCUUAAUUCGGCUCCUUUUCAAGAUGAAACUAUGUAUCGCACAGAGUACACUCCAAAGCAAGCAGAGAUCUGCCCAGCCAAUUACCCAUCUCCUCCAGGCUAUAUCUAUGUAAACACAGAUUCUCACGGCCACAAAUUCUUCCGCCAGCUGACUCCAGAAUUUUCUGAGUCAAAUAGUAACCCUGUUCCAAAGGAAGUAGCUGUUGUGUCAUGAUACUUAAAUGCAGUAUUUCAAGUGUCCCGGUGAAUCCUACUUCAUUUUUUCUUUAAAUAACACUGAAACCAAAUUUAGUAAUGCAAAUUCUGAUUUUAAAAGCUUUUAAAGUAAUAGCUUGAAGAAAAUCAAAGCAAAGCUGGAAGACAAGACAAGACAAAUAAGGAUGUCUUAAUUUUUGUAGGAAUAAUGUAUCUCACAUGACAUCCAUUCUUUUUUUGAUGGUGCGUUCUGAUUUCCUUGAUUUCUCAGAUUUUGUUAUGUUUCAUCUCAAGCAUAUGUUUUGUAGAUUUGUCUCAGAUUUUCUGCAAAUGAUUGUAUUUGUGAAAAAGCAAGUAUCUUUUGAUUAUAACUUCUUUUUCAUAGUAAGCAAAAAAUGCUAUAAUAAUCUAAAUAAUUAGCUCAUCAGUCCAGUUUUUAAUCUCAUUAAUACUUUCAGUGAUCUGAUAAGAAGAUCUUUUCCUUUCGAUUUUGCUGCCCAAAUCAUAUGAUAGCAUCCCAUAGCACUAGGCAUUUCUAAAAAUCUGGUUUUAGCUUUAGUCAUCAUUACUUCUUCCUCAUUCAGUUCUGAGGAGAGUAUAAAGGUCACACUGUAAUUUCUGAUAGCAAUUAACAAGAAGUAACCUUGCUCUUUUUCUGUACUCAUACUUGAAAUCACUCAGGCAUAAAAACCAGGUCAUUAGACUCUGUUCCCUAACUUCCCUGAGAGUGCUUUUUCAGCCUUAUUUCCAUAGGAAACAAAGCUGAUGGAAAGCUGUUUCCUCCAAAGGAAACAAAGCUUUGGACACACUGACACACCAAGUGUGUGUCCUCCCCACCUGAGUAAUUUUUAAACCCAGUGUGCAAAUUCAAUCAAAAUUGACAAAGAGAUUUCACAAGUGAUUGUUUUUCAAGUUUCUAAGGUAGAUGGUGAGGUAGCAGAGAGAAUCACACUCAAAAACUUAAUAUCUGUCCGCUGCAGGUUUUGAUCCUGCUGUCUGAUUUUUAAAGAUAAACAGCCUGUAAUUACUGUCAGAGUUCACUGCAGAGGCAGCAUGAAGGUGAAAAUGGCAAAAAAAUAUAAAAGCGUAUAUAGAGAUAACAGAAAACGGCCUAAUCUCAGUUAAAAAAAGAAGUAUCAGCCAAGAUGCAGAAAUUUCUAGGCAGCUUGGCUUCAGUUCGUCUGCUCUUUAAAGAACUGCUUGCUACAAACACACAGAAAACAAAGUUUUUAUAGAAAUUGUACAUGCAAUGAUUAUGCUUUCUGUAUGAGAUAUUUAAUGUUUUCUUUAUGUAUCUUUACCCGAUUUUGGGAAAUCAGAGUAACUGAUUUCAGUCCUAUUAUGUUGAUGUUUUAAGCAAGUGGCAAUAAAUAGUUUUCAGAUUAACAGUAUUAUCAUGUUCUAGCACAGUACUCUGAUUUUUUACGCUGCUGCAUACCUUGUACGCAUUGGUAUAGGGCAGUCUUUUGGGUUCUGAAGAAUUACGUGCUUGUACGUCAUAAACCAAGUCACCAAUAAAAGGACUAAGAUCAACGACGGAAACCUGUUGAAAGCUGGAACUGGAUCAUAUGCAAGGAAGAAAACUGAACUGCGGAUAUGAGCUGUGCAUACAACAUUGCAUGAGAGAGCUGGAGACGUUAUUACAGCAUCAGUUACUUUUAGGUAAUUUUUGUACUGUGUUUUUGGAAAUAUGACUUUGUAAAUGAAACAACAAUUCAAUUAAACUUUUAUUUCUGAAGAUUAUCCACAUCCCCAGCUGAUAAAGACAUGUUUUAGAUUGGGCAUAAGCAAGGGCAAUGUAAAGCUGUGAUAGCCUAAAACAGGACAGGAAAAAGUCCCAAUUCAUUGUCA
Molecule: messenger RNA, 3357 nt
Organism: Calidris pugnax (ruff)
Lineage: Eukaryota; Metazoa; Chordata; Aves; Charadriiformes; Scolopacidae
Gene: SAXO2
Product: stabilizer of axonemal microtubules 2
Exons: 4
Coding region: 119-1525 (468 amino acids)
Biological process (GO): microtubule anchoring
Cellular component (GO): ciliary basal body; sperm flagellum; axonemal microtubule
Molecular function (GO): microtubule binding
Source: RefSeq, a predicted model, not a curated record